Messenger RNA from Impatiens glandulifera, 599 nucleotides. RefSeq names its product ethylene-responsive transcription factor ERF003-like. Gene Ontology annotation, biological process: regulation of DNA-templated transcription. Bases 95 to 589 code for a protein of 164 amino acids. The transcript is spliced from 2 exons. Gene Ontology annotation, molecular function: DNA-binding transcription factor activity; DNA binding. The record is from RefSeq and is a predicted model, not a curated record. Lineage: Eukaryota; Viridiplantae; Streptophyta; Magnoliopsida; Ericales; Balsaminaceae.
AACACCUUUUUUUAAACAUACUCUGUUUCCUUUCAGGCGUUUCCACAAACACCUACCUUGUGGGCAAUCUUCACAAUUCUGCAUCCCCAUCGCCAUGGCCAGACCACAACAGAGAUACAGAGGCGUCCGACAACGGCAUUGGGGCUCUUGGGUCUCCGAAAUCCGCCAUCCAACCCUUAAGACCAGAAUUUGGCUGGGGACGUUCGAGACAGCAGAAGACGCUGCGGUGGCCUACGACGAAGCAGCAAGACUAAUGUGCGGGUCCCGAGCAAGAACUAACUUCCCGUACAAUCCCACGGCAGCUCAGUCGUCGGCUUCGAAGCUCUUAUCGGCGACAUUAACGGCUAAAUUGCAGAAAUGCUACAUGGCGUCGCUUGCCCAAAUUAAAAGAACGGUGGCGGCUCCUCCUCCCCGACCGGCGACGGCGGCGUAUAAUGACGUAAGCAUUUGGUCAUUGCCGGAGAAGAAGAAGAAAGUUGUUGAGAGCAGCGAGAGGUUGAAGAUGCUUGAAGAUGAAGACAUUGAACAAAUGAUUGAAGAACUCAUCCAUUACGGCUCUAUUGAGCUCUGCUCUUCUAAUACUAUCUAAUACCCAUAUU